GUAAACAAUGUGGUCUUUAAUUUUUUCGUUAUGGGGAAAAUAUUUUAUCAAGUCAUUUUUUCAUAAUCAAUAAUAGUCUGCCAAUUGUGAAGAAAUAUUAUGGUGGUAGUUGAGAAGUCGCAUGAGAUUGGACGCGUUAAUAGAAUUCCAAGAGCACAGAGUCAACGUCCCAUGUGAAUUCCUUCUCAGAACACAAAUAUUAUUCUUUGAAUGUGAAACUUGUGCAUCUUGAAGAUAAAUCUUGUAUAAUUGACACUUGAAUUGGAUAUUUCUGAACACUAUUUAAUUCACCAUUAUUGAUAAACAACAAUGGCAAACAUAUAUCCAUCGCUACCUCGAUUGUCAGUAAAAGAUAGUUUUGAUGAUGAAGAUUUGACUGAUAUUGAUGAUGAAGUAUUUAUAAGAGAUGGAAAAAUUAGUGGAGGAAAAAAAAUUAAUGAUGAUGGUGGAGUAAAAAGGCCAUUAAUGGCACCAAGAAGAAAAGCUCAAAUGAAUUUUAAACAUCAAAAAAUAUCAUCAAGAGCUUUACUGUUACCUAUCUGCUACGGACUAAUGGCGCUAGUCAUACUUUUAGGAUUGAUUCCACUCUGCGUAAUAAUAAUCAAUAUAUUCCCUGUACCUUUGAAUGUUAUACAAAAUUUUUUUCCUGCUAAAGUAAAAUCGAUUACGAAUGCCACCGAUAUUCCACCUUGUACUUCACUCGCUUCAAAUGUUGUUUGGGUCAAAACAUUACCUAAAUUAACUUCAGAAGCUCCUUUAAGAAGUUUGGAUGUUAAUAAUGAUAAUAUCGAUGACAUUAUUAUUGGAUUCAGUACAGGAUUAGACACGCUUGAUGCGCCAUCCUUCCUCUGCAAUCUCUAUUUCAAUAAACAACCACCAUGUUUAGGAGGAAUUUUGGCAUUAAAUGGAAAAAACGGUGAAACAUUAUGGACACAUUGGACAGAACAUGCAAUUUUUUCAAUUGAUUGUGCACAAGAUAUCAAUGAUGAUAAGAUAAAAGAUUGUAUAAUAACUGGACGUGAUGGAAUAUUACAUGUUAUAAAUGGACAUGACGGAAGCAUCAUUUGGCAAAUUUCUAUCAAAGAUUUUCCAAAUGAAGAAAUUGUUCUGAAUGUUUAUGAUGCACGUUUCAUUGAUGAUGUUGAUGAUGAUAACAUCGGUGAUGUGAUAGCUUCGCAUACAAUACAAGCAGGAAAUUUACGAUUUAGUGAAAUUGUCAUUUUUUCUGGAAAGAAAGGAGAUAUUAUAAAAACUGUCGAAUUCUCGAAACAUGAACAAUUAUUUAUUGCUCCACAAAUAUUAAUUCAUCCAGAUGGAGAAAUAAUUUACUUACUAUCUUCAAGUACUUCUGUACAGUUGCAAGGAGGGCUCUAUAUAAUUUCUCAAACUGAUUUUCUGUACACAAAUUUGGCAAAUUUAAAAACAUUACAACAUGGUAGUGGAAUUUUACUAGCCCCUAUUUUAGUUGAUGUAACAUUAGAUGGUACAGCUGAUAUUAUAGUGUCAUCAUUGAAUUCAAAAAUUACCGCUUAUGAUGGUUUAACUUUUGAGUUAAUCUGGAACUAUACAGUACCUGAUUCAAAAGUAAUAAGUAUACCUAUACCUGGUUAUUAUAAUGACGAUAGUAUUCCUGACAUUAUGGUUAAACACCAAAUUGAUCCAAUAUAUUCUUUAUCAACCAUUUUGGACGGUAGAACAGGGAAACCAUUAUUAGAAGAACCAAUAAAAGACAGUGGAAAUGGACAAAUGUCUGGUUUAUCUCUUUCAGUUGAUGGAUCUGGUAACGAUUGGUUUUUAUAUUGGUCAGCCAAUUGUCUAAAUCAUGAUAAUAUGGAAUAUAGAUAUCAUUUUUCACAAGGUCAGACUCUUUUAUCAGUAAGUCAUGCAAAUUUAUGUAGAUUAAAGUUCAAUACAACAUUAAAUACACGAUUAAUGGCCAUGAGUCAGCAUAUUGGACCACCAGGACAGUCUUUGUAUUUUUCCAAAGAUUGGAAAUCAGUCGAAUUAAAUAAUUCUAUUGAUUAUCAAUUUAAGAAAAGUGAAAAUAGAUUUGAUUCAAUUUUAUCUACAGACGAAAUAAAUAAUGGAAUGGAAAAUGGACCAAUGAUGGCUCAACAGUCAUCAAAUAUUUUGAGAAUAAAUUCAGUCAAAGAUGAAAAAUAUCCAAUAGUUGUUGAUAAUGAUGAUGAUGAUGAUGGUAAUGAUAAAAAAAAUAUUUAUUCUAAUUAUGGUACUGAUUUUAAGCCAAAAAUGUCGAAUGAUUUUCCUGAUGAUGAAUUGGAUUGGAAUACUUUACGAUUAGAAAAUAAUGUUCGAUAUAAUGAACCAUCUAAUGAUAAUUUAAAACAUGAGAUUGAACAAAAUGAAUUUGUUGAUGCUUCUUUACUUGAAAGAAAAAAACGUAAUCUCGAUAGUGAAAUAAAUCAAAGUAUUCAAAGACAACCCCAAACAGGACUUAUAUUACCAUCAUUGUCAAAUAAUUCUAACAAAGUGUCUGUGGAUUUAAUUUUUUCAACAUACUGGCUACCACCAUCAAAAGUAUCUCUUCUACAGCAAGAUCUUGAGUGUAUUCGUAUUAAAGAAGAAAAAGCUAUGCGAAAACUAACAUUGUACGAACGCGAAAAUAAUAUUGAAGAAUGUCUAGCUGAUCGUGGCAUUAAUUAUCAAUCAUAUAAAGAAAAAAUACGUAACGAAAAUACUAAUUUUGGACAAAUGACCGUGUAUAGAAUUAAGUUGGAAUGUAUUUGUCCUGACGAUUUAUUAUCUGGACAAUCAUGUAAAAAUAUUUCAAUUCAUCAAAGAUGGCCAGCACAUUUAGGACAAUCAGGAGAUGGAUAUUUUUUGCCAUUUCUUAAAUAACAUAUUUAAAAAUUUUCAAUAAAUAUCUACUAAAAAUAUUAUUAUAAAAAA
Molecule: messenger RNA, 2910 nt
Organism: Chelonus insularis
Lineage: Eukaryota; Metazoa; Arthropoda; Insecta; Hymenoptera; Braconidae
Exons: 4
Coding region: 310-2859 (849 amino acids)
Molecular function (GO): protein binding
Source: RefSeq, a predicted model, not a curated record